Molecule: messenger RNA, 1728 nt
Organism: Aureobasidium pullulans EXF-150
Lineage: Eukaryota; Fungi; Ascomycota; Dothideomycetes; Dothideales; Saccotheciaceae
Exons: 2
Coding region: 1-1728 (575 amino acids)
Source: RefSeq, a predicted model, not a curated record
AUGGCAGUUGCAGUGAAAGCUACCGGUCGCUACACAGUGCUAUAUUCAAACUCUAUUGGUUCUCUUAUUCAUGAGAUGCUAUGUUUGGUUCACCGCAAGACCUUUGGUUGGGCCACUGUUGGUAGUAUCGAGGACCAGAGAGGCGUGAGGCAUGGAACUCAACUAACACUGAGCUCUCUAAGGGCGACUGUCAAAAAGCAAGGGUCCAAUCUCUCACCGUGUGAGUACUUCUCUUUCCCUCCAAGCUUUGUUUCUUCUUCCACAAACAAGCAACUGCGCAACCAAAAAUCGAGCGCUUUGUUUACAUCCAUGAAAGAACAAGAUAAGCCCAAUAUUCCCAAUCCCUUUCCUUUCUUCCCGGCCACCGAAGGCACAAGCAAGAAAGCUGUUGCGCAGAGUGAUGUCGUCCGAGGUGGAAACCUCGUAGAUGCGUCCUUUGCCAAUAAGAUUGAUCCAUAUCAAAGGCCUGCAGGCCAAAACCCGUCUGCAGGUCUGACGCAUGGUUCAAGCAGCCAGACUGAAGAACACGCUCCGAAGGGCCAAUGUUCUUCUGUUUCGCCUGAAGAUCAGCGCGAAGCUCGUGAAGCCCCAAGGGGUCAACAAGUCUCGCCUGAAGUUGUACGCCAGUCUUUAUUGACUGAGCGUAAUGUUUCCGAACCAAGUGACCUCCUUCCUCAGCUGAAGCCGGGGAAUGGAGCGUCAGGCAAGGAUGCCGAGCCACAUAGAGUUGAUAGGUCUUCUUAUAGAACCCAAGAAGGUCCCGUCAACUCUGGCUCGAACAGCGCCGCUACAGAGUAUCCCAAAGGUUCUCGAGUGGCGAGCGAACAGCGUCCCAUGUCUGUCUUUACAUAUUGGGCGACAAAAGGAAAGCCUCAGGUUUAUAAGCCACCGCCUCCGCUCACAGCUGAGCAAGCUGAAACCAUAAGGUUACUCGCAGAGCCUUCUGAUACUGACGAUGAUGACAGUACCUACGAGCCAGAGUCCGAAGACUCAGACUUCGAUGAUGAGACCAACAAGGCAAUCAGAAGGAAGGACGUCGAUAAUUUAUUCGCCGGUGUUCCUUCGAGCGCUUCCAUCAAACCCACCCCGUUGCCCGAUUGGAAACACUCUGCGCAAUUCAACUGUCCGAUAUGCAGGAGGUCCCACCUCCCUCACUGCAAUCUGGUACAAGUUCCCAGAGAAGAAGCCAACAAGGCUAUAAGAGACAGUGCCAUACAACCUGGCAUUUCUGGAGCUCCCCAAGCACCCUCAGUCGGCGAGUCGAAGAAGAGAAAGGCCGACAGUCAACCAGAUGCGGAAAAGCGACCACGCUACGGAUCACCUCUCUCGUUCAUCCCCUUCUGCAUUCUCUGCGGCGGUACUAUCCAUGGAAAAGGCCAGCAUCGGCCCAAGUGCGAACGCUGUCCACUCCACCAUUACCCUGGAGAAUACUGCAUCGACAAGUACAAUCAGCUGCUGAACUGCAUGACGAACACGCCACUGUCUGCCCUCACCACGGUACCAAAGUAUUCCGACCUUGCAGAAGACGAUAUUCUGGGUAUGUUCAUGUGGGCUGGCCUCGAGACGGUCAACAGACAGGCUAUCGCAGCUCAUAAGGAGAGAAUCAAGUACCACAAAAAGCUUACCGUUCUCAAUGCUGCCCUGGCGGAUGCAAACAAGAGAGCUGGAGCCCACACAACACCGCAACAGCCCUUCAAACCUAGAGAAACCCCCUUGCCGCCUCAAUGA